This is a messenger RNA of Thamnophis sirtalis, 329 nucleotides long. Lineage: Eukaryota; Metazoa; Chordata; Lepidosauria; Squamata; Natricidae. The record is from RefSeq and is a predicted model, not a curated record.
GGCGACUCCUUUGCGUUGUGGUGGCCCAGGAGAUGGUGACAGGAGGAAGAGGCGGGCUGAUGGAGAGGUCUAGAAGUCGUAUCUGGAGGCCGGUGAGCGAGAUGUUGGAAAAAUUAGUCAGCCUGGUGACCAUCCGGAAUGAAACGGUCCGUCAGGGUCUGGCAGAAGCUCUGGGGACCUUCCUCCUGAUGGGGCUCACCUGAAUGCGUCCAUCACUUUCGCCAAUUGCGUAGUUGGAAAUGUACUUUGGAGCAAACUCCCGGCGUACGUGAUUGGACAGUUCUUCGGAUCGUUCGCCGCAGCGGCUGUUGUUUUUGCUUUGUAUUAUG